AAGAGCAGCAGGAGGAGGGGGCGGAGGGCGGCCCGGCGGUCCCGCCCCGAGGAGCGGCCGAGGCCCGUGGCGGAGCUGUCCCCGGCGGCCCCGCAGAUGUUCCCCGUCCCCCUCCUCCUGCCCCUGCUCCUCGCCCCCGGCAGCGCCGCGGCCGCCCCGGGGGUCACAGCCCGCACGCUCGCUCCCUGCUACUCGGCCGACCUGCGCCCGGCCGCGGGCAGCCUGGUGUCGGCCGUGGGCUGCACCGUGCUGCUGACGGCCCCCGAGCUGCGGGGCAGCAGGGCCGUGUCCUGGGAGUACCGAGCGGGCUCGGAGGAGGGGGUCAUCCUCAGCUACGGCUUCCGUCACCCCCCCAACGUGUCCCGGCUCUACGAGAACCGUGCCACAUUCAACGAGUCCAGCCUGUCGCUGCAGGUGGUGCUGCAGCAAGGGGACAGCCGCCUCUACCGCCUCAGGGCCCAGGAGGAGGCCACGACCUGGUUCCAUCUGCACGUUGUGGAGCCGCUCUCCGAGCCACAAAUUGUGGGCAACUCCUUGGUGAAGGCAGGAGGCAGCACCAAACUGGUUUGCAACGUGGUGCAAGGGAAGGCAGAUGCCUACUGGUGGAAGAAAAAUGGGGAGCUGCUCGUGGGAAAUGAGCGCAUCCGUUUUGUGGAGAACACCACGCUCUGCAUCGUGCGGGUGUCCAUCAGCGACAGCGGCUACUACACCUGCGUGGUGAGCAACGCCGUGAGCCAGAAUGAGACCUCCUUCCUGCUCAAGGUCCACCACUCUACCAACGUGGUGCUGCCUGUGGUCCUGACCUGUGUCAUCUUCGGCGUGCUCGCAGGUGUCAUCUUCUGGUGCCAGAGAAGGGAGAACUCAUGUGGCAAGUGUUGGUAGAGCUGGGUCAGCCCUGCUGUUGCCCUUCCCUGGUGACCCUGGUGAUGGAUGCUGCUGGGAGUGCCAGGUAUUCCCUCCCAUCCCAGCCUCUCCUGGGCUCACCUGUGAAAUGUUCAAGCUGCCAGAACUAGCAAAUAUUUUUUUGGAAAACACUGGUUUGGACUAUUUCUGUGUUGUCCUGCUCUUCCUGUUGUGCAUCCCUGGGGAGAGGGAUGUACCUGCUCCCUCCCUCCAUCCUCCUGGCUUCUUCCAGAUGCCUCGAUGGGCUCUUGGCUCUGGAAAGAGCCACUGUCCCCGCUGGGCCAAUCCACAGUCCUGGGGCUGCUGGGAGGUGCUGCAGUGCCAGCCCUGCCUCCCCGGGGCCUCCCCGUGUCCUGCUGUGCCAGGGGUUUGCCAGGGGGCUCGGGGGCUGAGGCUCUGGGCAUCCUGCUCCGUGUGACCCUUGGAGGGAGGAGAAAGGGCAGGAUUGUGCUGGGUGUGCAGCUGGAGGGAGCGGAGGCAGCGGGAGCUGGCAGGGAAUGGGGGAGCAGCAAAGGAGUUCAGUUUCUGAAAGCAGAUCCCAAGGAAAUCCCUGCAGCUGGCUCAGGUGGGGAUGCUCCCGAGCCCAUCUCCAGCCCUGGGCUCUGCAGGGUCUGGGGAUAUCCCUGGGGACAUUCCCUCCUCUCCCCAGCACCAGUGCUGGUGCCAGCUUGUCCUUCCCAUUUGCUGCUCCUGCGGGUGACAUUGGCCUUGGCCUGCUGGAUACAGGGAGCCCUGCUCCUGUCCCCUCCUGUCCUCUCCCUCCCUGUGCUGCCUUGGCAGGGCUUUCCUAGAUUGCUGUGAAGGGGAUCUUACUCCUUCAGCUGAGCCUGGAGGCAGAGCAGGCAUCCCCAGCCUGGAGAGACCUGGAUGCUAUCCCAGGUGCUGGACCCCACUGUUGGUCACCCCAAGACAUUUGCACCCCCUUUUAAUCUGAGGGGGAAAUCCCUGGUCCAGGGCCCUCCCUGAGCCAGUCCCCAGCACCUCUGGAGCAGGCUGGAGACCUCUCAAAGGCAAACUGGAAAAUUGUAGGAGAGAUCACCGGGAGAUUCAGGGGCUGUUAGCAAGGGGCUGUCUCAGCCUUGGGUUUUGUGGAACCUUUAAAGGAAGCAGAGGAGUUUGGGUGGAAUAAAUGAGAUUCCAACCCUGUUGGAAGCUGCAGGGCAGGUUGUCAUGUUCUCUGUUGCACUUGAGGGUGUAAGACGUAGGCACAUGUUUUACAAGAAAUACUUUUCUAAGUGUUUUGGGGAGUUGUCUGUGACUGGUUUUGGAGACUUUGUAUUUUGUUGAUGUCUGUUGCUGCUAAUAAAGAGUGUGUGUUA
This is a messenger RNA of Passer montanus (Eurasian tree sparrow), 2222 nucleotides long. Its product is annotated as contactin-4-like. The transcript is spliced from 6 exons. Lineage: Eukaryota; Metazoa; Chordata; Aves; Passeriformes; Passeridae. The coding region runs from base 97 to 882 and encodes 261 amino acids. The record is from RefSeq and is a predicted model, not a curated record.